Molecule: messenger RNA, 572 nt
Organism: Serpula lacrymans var. lacrymans S7.9
Lineage: Eukaryota; Fungi; Basidiomycota; Agaricomycetes; Boletales; Serpulaceae
Exons: 4
Source: RefSeq, a predicted model, not a curated record
CCCUACUAUGUGGCUGGUUGCUUUUCGAUGGUAGAUAGGAAAAAGCUUUGGAUAUUGCGAACGGAUCAAAGCGGUACUCCGCAUUUAACUCAGAUGGCCGUGUCAACUGUAUGGCGAUUUGAAGCAUGGAUAGCUACACCGGAGCGGUGGACUGAUGAAAGGUGGACAACCGCAUGGUCAAAUUUGCAGUGUGGGCACACUUCGCGUCCGGCGAUCAGCAUUAUGUUACAUACACAUACGGGCGCUUGGAUGUUCGUUAUGGUACCAUCCAUGCAUGAUUAGAUGCGCUGUGCUUAGUGUGAAGACUUGGAUCGCGAGUGUUGCAAAUGUUUCAUGAGAACCGCUACAGAUUGCGAGUGAGCAUAUAGGGCACAGCCAGUGGGUUUCUUCUAGUAUGGCAUAUACCCCGAACAACUAAUUUGUUCUUGUAUGCUAAAAAAAUCCAUUGAAGCAUUUAAGCCUGCCAAAAAUGCUUAAAUUAAUAGAGUGAUGAGUCGGCUGUCGUAUGAAGUGCCACGGUGGUGCCACCAUCCAAACACCUCGUUCAAUUCGAGAUUUUGCCGGAGGUAACU